UAUAAGGCAGUUGUGGAGAAGCAGUUAGGAAAAAGUAUCAAGUCAUUACGAUCUGAUCAUAGUGGCGAAUAUCUCUCGAAUGAAUUUGGGAACUACUUGACGGAUAAUGGUAUUACAUCCCAGCUGACUGCGCCUGGCACGCCUCAGCAGAAUGGCGUAGCAGAACGGAGGAACAUGACUCUUAUGGAAAUGGUUAGGGCAAUGAUGAGUUAUAGUAGUUUACCAGAUUUGUUUUGGGGAUAUGCCCUAGAAACAACAGUAUACAUUCUGAAUAGAGUACCUUCUAAAUCAGUACCGUCUACACCAUUGGAGUUGUGGUCUGGGCAUAAGCCUAGUCUAAGGCAUCUCAGGAUUUGGGGUAGUCCAGCACAUGUGCUGAGAACCGAUACUGAUAAGUUGGAACCAAGAACAAGAGUAAGGCUGUUUGUGGGAUAUUCUAAGGAAAUGAAAGGUGGUCUAUUUCAUCGUCCCGAGGACCAGAAAGUAAUCGUUAGCACGAAUGCUAGGUUCUUGGAAGUAGACUAUGCACUCCAAGAUCGGGACGCAGAGUCUUGGCAAAAGGCGAUGAAAUCUGAUAUAGAGUCAAUGGACACUAAUCAGGUCUGGGAUCUUGUAGAGCCACCCAGUGGCGUUCGCGCCAUUGGAUGCAAGUGGGUCUAUAAGAGAAAGAGAGGAGCAGAUAUGAAGGUUGAGACCUUUAAAGCUAGGCUUGUUGCGAAUGGGUACACUCAGAAAGAAGGGAUCGAUUAUGAAGAAACCUUUUCGCCGGUAGCAAUGCUCAAAUCCAUCAGGAUUCUCUUGGUUGUGGUCGCUCAUAUGGAUUAUGAUAUUUGGCAAAUGGAUGUUAAGACCGUUUUCCUUAACGGGAAUUUGGACGAGGACAUCUAUAUGCAGCAACCAGAAGGAUUCAUUGCAAAGGGCCAAGAGCAUCUGGUCUGCAAGCUGAAGGGGCCAAGGACGAUGAGGCUACCAGCCUGGGUCAAGGACAGACGAGUGAUCGUACUCGUAGACAACGGGUCAUCACACAACUUCAUCAAUGCCUACUUAUUCCAGAAGCUAAAUCUACCAACCACGAUGAUUGAGCCCUUUGAAGUUCGAGUAGCCAACGGUGAGAGGCUUCAAUGCACUAAGUCCUUUCGUAAAGUACCAAUCAAAUUUCAAGGAGUUGUCGUGGAAGUCGAUCUCUAUGCCCUACCCUUGGUUGGACCGGACGUGGUUCUAGGAGUUCAAUGGCUAGAAGGGUUGGAAAGGGUGACCACAGAAUACUGCACCGAAGUCAUGGAGUUUCGAUCUAGAGACAAGAGG
Striga hermonthica is the source of this 1305-nucleotide messenger RNA. The record is from the annotation of a GenBank genome assembly. NCBI's taxonomy places the organism in Eukaryota, Viridiplantae, Streptophyta, Magnoliopsida, Lamiales, Orobanchaceae.